UAAUGUGGCUAUUUAGUGUGUCAACAUUAGUUAUGUUAGAUAAGAGCUCGUAAUAAAUUGUAUAGUUAGCAUUCUACAUUAUACGAGAAGACAACGCCGCACUGGUUUUUAUAAAAUAACGAGAAUGAAAAUUUUUUUGCUGUUUUCGUUACUAACAAUAAAUUUAACGAGUGCUGAAAUAGUUGUGCGGAAUAAUGUAGUAGAAAAUGAUUUGGGCAAACCAACUGAAAGAGAAAAGAGAUAUGAACCAACAUGGAAAGAUCUGGACACGCGACCUUUGCCGGAAUGGUAUGAUACGGCGAAAAUUGGAAUUUUCUUGCAUUGGGGAGUAUUUUCAGUACCAAGCUUCGGAUCAGAAUGGUUCUGGAGCAACUGGAAAUCGGGCGACAAUAAAACAGUUGAAUUUAUGAGCAAAAAUUACCCACCUGGAUUUACUUAUCAAGAAUUUGCUCCAAUGUUUACAGCAGAGUUUUUUAACCCUGAUGACUGGGCAUCUUUGUUCCGGAAAGCUGGAGCUAAAUAUGUUGUGCUAACAAGUAAACACCAUGAAGGAUUUACUUUGUUCCCAUCUCAACGAUCCUUUAGUUGGAAUGCCAUGGAAGUUGGUCCAAAGCGUGAUUUAGUUGGAGAGCUGGCUCAGGCGGUGCGCAAUAGGGAUAUGAAAUUUGGUGUUUAUCACUCACUGUAUGAAUGGUACAAUCCCAUAUACUUAGAAGACAAGAAAAAUUUUUAUUUAACAAAAGAGUAUCCAAUGACAAAGUUGUGGCCUGAUUUGAAACAGAUUGUUAAUAAUUACAAACCCUCUGUGAUAUGGUCCGAUGGGGACUGGGAGGCUUUCGAUGGAUACUGGAAUUCAACAGAUUUGCUUGCUUGGCUCUACAAUGAUAGUCCAGUUAAAGAUGAAGUUGUUGUCAAUGAUAGAUGGGGUAUAGGGAUACCUUGCCACCAUGGAGACUUUUAUAAUUGUGCUGAUAGAUAUAAUCCUGGUAAACUACAAAAUCAUAAAUGGGAGAAUGCCUUCACAAUCGAUUCAAGAUCAUGGGGUUAUAGACGAAACAUGGCCUUAAAUGAAAUACUUUCAAUCAAUCAGUUGCUAAAAGAAGUUGUAUCAACAGUAAGUUGCGGAGGUAAUGCUCUUAUUAAUAUUGGACCAACUAAAGAAGGCACAAUUGCACCAAUAUUUCAAGAAAGAUUACUAGCACUGGGUGAAUGGCUUGCAAUUAAUGGAGAGGCCAUUUAUGGUACUUCACCUUGGAAACAUCAAAAUGAUACUUACAAUGUCAAUGUGUGGUAUACCUGUACUAAAACCCAAUACCAUGCUCACCGGCCAUCUUCUGUUCCACAACAGUCCGAUACCAUAACAGCCAUAUAUGCUAUAUUCCUACACUGGCCUAAAAAUAAUGUGCUUAAUGUUAGUGACUUAGCUCCUUAUCUACACUCUGGCACAUAUAAAAUAAAGAUGCUUGGCAAUCAAGGAUUUUUGAAUUGGAAAAUAAGUAGUGGCAUGUUAUUCAUAAUGUUACCUGAUAAAGCAAUGGUAAGAUCGAGAAAUGCUUGGGCUUUAAAGUUUAGUCAAUAAUUAAAUGUGCUGUGAAAUAAACAUAUUUUCAUUUGUGAAAUAAAAAACACAUCAUUUUGAAUAAA
This is a messenger RNA of Vanessa tameamea, 1644 nucleotides long. It is a transcript of the gene Fuca, whose product is annotated as alpha-L-fucosidase. NCBI's taxonomy places the organism in Eukaryota, Metazoa, Arthropoda, Insecta, Lepidoptera, Nymphalidae. The record is from RefSeq and is a predicted model, not a curated record. Gene Ontology annotation, biological process: fucose metabolic process; glycoside catabolic process. The transcript has 7 exons. Gene Ontology annotation, cellular component: lysosome. Gene Ontology annotation, molecular function: alpha-L-fucosidase activity. Bases 125 to 1579 code for a protein of 484 amino acids.